This is a messenger RNA of Kuraishia capsulata CBS 1993, 1023 nucleotides long. RefSeq lists its product as uncharacterized. Gene Ontology annotation, biological process: GTP biosynthetic process. Gene Ontology annotation, cellular component: cytoplasm. The transcript has a single exon. The record is from RefSeq and is a predicted model, not a curated record. Lineage: Eukaryota; Fungi; Ascomycota; Pichiomycetes; Pichiales; Pichiaceae. Gene Ontology annotation, molecular function: IMP dehydrogenase activity. The coding region runs from base 1 to 1023 and encodes 340 amino acids.
AUGACCACCGAGUUGAUCACUGCCAAGCAGGGUAUCGACCUGCUUGACGGUAACGACGUUCUGAGAAAAUCCAAGAAGGGUAAGCUUCCAAUCGUCGACGAGGAGGGUAACCUUGUUUGUAUGGUUUCGCGUACCGAUUUGCAGAAGAACUUGGAUUACCCAUACGCUUCCAAGUCGUUCAAGUCCAAGCAGCUGCUGUGUGGAGCUGCCAUUGGUACUAUCGAGGCUGACAAAGAGAGAUUGACCAAGCUGGUUGCUGCCGGUUUGGACGUCGUCGUCUUGGAUUCCUCGCAGGGUAACUCUGUGUUCCAGCUGAACAUGAUCAGAUGGAUCAAGGAGACCUUUGCUGACUUGCAGGUCAUCGCUGGUAACGUGGUGACCAGAGAGCAGGCUGCUUCCCUGAUCGCUGCUGGUGCAGACGGUUUGAGAAUCGGAAUGGGUUCCGGCUCCAUCUGUAUCACCCAGGAGGUCAUGGCCUGUGGUAGACCUCAAGGUACUGCCGUGUACAACGUGUGCGAGUUUGCAGCCAAGUUUGGUGUCCCCUGUAUCGCUGACGGUGGUGUCCAGAACAUUGGUCACAUCACCAAGGCCAUUGCCCUGGGAGCCUCUUGUGUCAUGAUGGGUGGUAUGUUGGCUGGUACCACCGAAUCCCCAGGUGAGUACUUUUUCCGUGACGGUAAGAGACUCAAGGCCUACAGAGGUAUGGGUUCCAUCGAGGCCAUGCAACAGACCUCUACCAACGCCAAUGCCUCCACCUCCAGAUACUUCUCCGAGAGUGACAGCGUUUUGGUUGCUCAGGGUGUUUCUGGUUCUGUUGUCGACAAGGGUUCUGUGACCAAGUUCAUUCCAUACCUGUUCUCUGGUCUCCAGCACUCUUGCCAGGACAUUGGAGUCAAGUCCACCGAGGAACUUCAGCAGAAGGUACAAAGUGGUGAUGUCAGAUUCGAGUUCAGAACCCCAUCUGCUCAGUUCGAGGGUGGGGUCCACAACUUGCACUCUUACGAAAAGAGACUUCACAACUAG